AUGAAAGAGAUCCAAUUCUCGCCUAGCAAAAUCAUGAGAUGCGUAUCGUUAAUCAAAGACACAGAAGAGGAGUUUGAAAUUAUCUUUAAUCAAACCAAUGCAUUUAAAUUAAAAAAGUUUGAAGCAAUCUUGCUUUCAAAAUUAAUAUAUCGAAUAAUAUCAACAGAUUUAACAUGCUCAUCUUAUAAGCUACAAUAUUCAGCAGAUGAUGAAAUAAUAACAAGCUUUUUUACCCAAAUUUCUUCAACAAAUUUAGACAUCCCCUUAGAAAAAGUGGAUUACUAUUUACCAAUUGCAAAAGAACUAGAAAUGCCAGAAGUUAUAGAAGCAAUUAAGUUUAACUCCGCAUUAAUUCCCACUCAAAAUCUCGAAUUACCUCUUAUUUUCUAUGAUUACAAGAGUUUAUUGCAAUCUAUUGCCAAAAAUAUCAAUAAAAUUCCGGAAAAAUGGCUUUUAUCCAUUCCUACUUCUUUUAUUAUUGAUAUCUAUAAUCAAAAUCCGGAGUUUGAUGACUGGAAUGUUUACGUCAACACAAUAAUAAGCCAUCACCUACCUGUGCAUUACUUAAAUGACGUGCCUAUAUCAGAUUUGGAAAUUUCAACGAUGGAAAUGCUGAUUAAAUACUACAUUGAGAUGAACUCACAACAGAGGAUAGCUGAAGUUGCAUUAGCCCUCGCAAAAAUUGCUCAAGAUCUCCAAAUCGAAAAUACAGAAUUGCAAGAUAUCAUUAAAAACGGCGUUAAGUAUGAUAAAGAAAAUGAUUGUUCAUUUAUCAAAUCAGGAAGAACAUAUAUACGUGAAGAAUUCUGGAAAUGCAUAGAUUGUUGCCAUAACAAUCAAAUUAUCUGCACAGCCUGCAAAAACAAAUGCCAUGCAGGACAUAGUGUUGUUCCAGAUCAGACUUCAUCUGGAUUUUGCGACUGUGGUGCUGGAGAUCUCGGAUGCAAGUGCCAAUGCAUGGAUAGAAAACACUUAAUCAAAUAA
Molecule: messenger RNA, 984 nt
Organism: Trichomonas vaginalis G3
Lineage: Eukaryota; Parabasalia; Trichomonadida; Trichomonadidae
Product: perineurial glial growth protein family
Exons: 1
Coding region: 1-984 (327 amino acids)
Molecular function (GO): zinc ion binding
Source: RefSeq, a predicted model, not a curated record